Messenger RNA from Dermacentor andersoni, 2896 nucleotides. RefSeq lists its product as uncharacterized. The record is from RefSeq and is a predicted model, not a curated record. NCBI's taxonomy places the organism in Eukaryota, Metazoa, Arthropoda, Arachnida, Ixodida, Ixodidae.
CGCCAUUUCCCGCUCCGGCUGCAAGUGUAAUCGCUUAUCCGGUUGCCAGUAAAGCGAGUAAAGUUUGGCGUGGUUCAUGCGUGUUUUGUGAUACGCGGCGACGUGCCGCAAUAUUUCUGUCGCAAUGGGAGACAUAUUUUGCCUCGUAAUGUUGGAGAGCGGCAGCAGGAGAAAGCUGAAGCUCGAAACGGGAUCCUACGACGAAUUACUCACGGGCCUUGCCGGAAUCGCCGAAGUCGACUUCCGUAACACCCUGAUUCAGAUAUUUGAUACUGACUUGGAAGACUUUGUGGACCUGUUGCCUGGUGAUGUGGUGCCAAACAAGGCCAAGGUGCGCAUUGUGACAAAAAAGGAUCCUGCUCCGAGUACUGCGGCUACAUCCCCGAUUAAAGCCAUUCUACCCAGUCAUCCUUUGCACCAGGCUGUACGCCAAGUUGCACCACACACAGCAUUACGUCAAGUGGUGUCCCCGCUUCCCAGGCACCUAGACGUGCGGCCGUACAACGUCCAGUCCAGGGAUGUCAACGCAGUGCCAGCUAUUUGCGCAGCAGAUGGUGUUCUUGUGCAAGCUCCUUGCGCUGACACUACGACGAGCACCGACUGUGAUACAGAUUCUGUGGAAUCAAUUAUGAUCAGUGUUGAGGAUGUUCCUGACGAACCAGCAGUCCAUUCUCAAGAAGAGGCAGUGUCCACCGCUGCUGCUGAGGCCGAGAAAGCCAAAGAAACUGAAGACGCAGCCAUGAGGUUGUCACGUGUUACGGAGGAUCUGCGUGCAAUGCUGCCUAGCCAGCUGGAAGCUGGUAACUUGCCACUGACAUCGAAAAUGACGAUCAUACCUAAGCAUGAACACGAUCGCAAAGAUUACCUCAAGUUCACAUUGCCUCCUUCCUUCGGCAUCUGGUGUGACAGGGCCCUGGAGAGGAAAACGCUGAUCACUCCAAAAAUGAGGAGGCACAUUAUCUUCGUCCUGUUUCAAGCCUGCUUCAAGAUCACCCUGUAUCCAACCAUGAGGCUGUACAGAAGGGCAAUUGAUUCAUUGGUGGUGAAGUAUCCACACUUGGCUGAGGGGCCUUUCAAUUGGCAAUGCUGGAACCUGGCCCUGAGGAGCAAGUUUAAGAAUACACGACGAAGGCUCCCAGAAACGCCAGGUCUCAUGGGCGAAUCAAGGAGGAAGUUUGGUGGGAAGCGCACACUGGAUGAAGUCCGGUAUCAGGCGGCCAAAGAACGCAUGGCCUUUGGUAUUGUUCCAGCAUUGAACUCUUCCGAGGCGCCCGACCUGCACAACCAGAUGGGCGACGAAGGUUCCACCUGCACCGAAGUUGUGCUAUACAAAGCAGGAUCAGAGGAGCAGGACGAGGAGGUUACUGCCGAUUGUGCUAACAAAGCUGUGUUGAAGGGCGUCACUGUUUCUGACCUGCUUAGUAUGUGCACGAACGAAGCCGCUGCGAAGAAGCUUGUAGAGCAAGCUGGUGGCAGAGCACUGGCAGACGAAGAGAUGAAUUGUGAUGAACCAUCGCUUGAGGGGAGCAGUGAAAAGGCAUCGAAACCAAACCGAGACAGAAAAUCGAAAUCCCUCGAGGACAGGGAUGACAUGAAGUUUGAAUUGCCUUCCUUUGGAGUGUUUGAAGAUUCCCUGAGGAACAGGGAUCAAAUCACCAGCAGGAUGCGGCGUCACAUCAUCACAUGCCUCUUCGAAGCUUGCUCCAAGAUAACUCUAUAUCCAACAUCGCAUCUCUACAGGACUGCAGUGGACCUUCUGCUGCAUAAGUACCCACACCUUAUUGACACCACUGGAGAAACUGGGAGGGAGUUGUGGGUUGACUCGCUGAAGUCAAAAUUCAAGAAUGUCCGACGCCAGCUGCCGGAUAAUGUGUGGAGCAUGCGCGAGGUUCGAAGCAAGUAUACCACCUCCGCCAGGCGUUUUAACAACCAAGCGAAACGGGAAACAGAGGGUGUGCGACGCGCCUCUCGUCCUGUGGCAGUCGAAGAGCUGUUGUCAGCUGGCAACAACGUUUCACAGAAAGAUGGCGCAAAGGCUCUCACAGACACAAGCGGCUCAAGUGGUCGAAGCCAAGUGUUGGCCGUGAAGGAGAGGAAUGACAGUGUACGGGAGAUGACGGUGCAGCAGGCCAUCGCGGCCUUCCCUUCUUACAGGCAGGAGUCUGUUCUGCUUGCAGAGUUCAAGACGCUCUGGAACACUGAUGUUGCUGAAUGCUUUGAAAAAGGCAUCAAAAGGCUGUUUCUGGUGCUGAUGGACUCGGGGACAGAGGACGAGGUCCAUGAAAUUUCGAGGGCUGGAAAUGAGAUUCUUCUCGUUGUGCUGGGUGUGGUUGCCCAGAGAGUGUUAGAAAAGCUGGAUGCCCUCGUUACAGAGGGCUCCGCGCUGCCGACGCCCUGUCUCGUCAAACGGCCUACUGGGAACAUUGACGUGUUUGUCAACGAGUAUUACCUCUUUACCGCGUCAUCACUGCUCGGAGGCAUGUGUGCGCUGUUUGCGUCCUUCUGGGUGUUCCACAUCGAGUACCCUAAGGAGGCGCGGAGCAUCCUAACAUUCCUGGAACACGCUUUCCUCAACUUGCGUCACACCAAGCCACGGCUAAGGUGCCGGGAGGUCAUCAACCUGUACAGGAGCACGCAUCUAUGAUGCAGUAUUCCAAUUCAAUUUUUUUUUCAGUAGGAAAGAAAGCCAAAGUUUAAACUUCAGUGACAUGCAACGCUGUUAGAUGAACAUCUCACUGUAAUGCACAUGUUAGCUGAAAGGGAAUGACGAAUCCUGUGUACAGUGACAUUGUGUUUCAUGUCAGUAUGUACAUGUUCAUGCUAUUCAUUGUAUUGUUUCAUCACAUAGAUAUGUUUUGUAAAAGCAUUUCCAAAUAAGUACGAAUAUAUAAGUGCA